Messenger RNA from Daldinia vernicosa, 1705 nucleotides. Its product is annotated as MFS general substrate transporter. Gene Ontology annotation, cellular component: membrane. Gene Ontology annotation, molecular function: transmembrane transporter activity. The record is from RefSeq and is a predicted model, not a curated record. The transcript is spliced from 6 exons. NCBI's taxonomy places the organism in Eukaryota, Fungi, Ascomycota, Sordariomycetes, Xylariales, Hypoxylaceae. Gene Ontology annotation, biological process: transmembrane transport. Bases 1 to 1566 code for a protein of 521 amino acids.
AUGGCGGAGAAAAAGGGCACCACCGGCGCCGAGAGCGUGGCCUCUGAUAUAGAACACGGGAAUAGCCUCGUAUUGCCGAAGAAGAACAUAUUAGGGGACUUGAUCCACCGAAGAAAUGAUCUCAACGAACUAGGCAAAGACAUGUUGCAGCAGUCGUUGCAAUACGACCGAGCGCAGCUUGAAGCGGACGCCGUAAAAGUCCGAUGGAAGUUGGAUCUUCUGGUGCUUCCCAUGAUGAUGAUCACAUACAUGUUAUCAUUCCUCGACAAGCAGACCCUCAACUACUCGAACGCGUAUGGCUUACAAGGAGACACGAAGAUGACUGGGGACGAUUACUCCUGGGUCGCGUCAGCCGUGUAUUUUGGUUGGCUCUGCGGAGCGUGGCCGUGGAACCUAUUGCUACAACGCGUCGCUAUUGGAAAACUGGUUGGCGGCAUGUUAUUCGUCUGGGGGGCUGUGUGCAUGCUCCAAGCCGCGGUCUUUAAUUUCGGUGGCUUCUUUGCUGUCCGAUUCUUUCUAGGCAUGCUUGAGGGUUGCAUCUCGCCUGCGUGGGUGCUCCUGACUUCGAUGCUAUGGACUCGUCAAGAGCAGUCCUUGAGAAGCUCCAUUUGGCUGUGUACGAAUGGCCUGUCAAACAUUCUCGGAGCUCUCCUAGCUUACGCCUCGGGCGUUGCUGAAGGGUUGGCGAUAGCACAAUGGAAGUUGAUAUUCCUAAUAGUCGGUGCUCUCACGUUUGCAUGGGGAUUUGUUAUCUUGCUCUACCUCCCCGACGGACCGCACAAUGCGAAGAUGCUGACGGAAUACGAACGUGCCGUUGCCGUUUGGCGUGUCUCCAACAACCAGAUUGGCCUCAAGGACGCGACUUUUCGGCCAUACCAAGUCAAGGAGGCCCUGCUAGAUGGGAAAUGCUACUUGAUGUGGCUAACUGGCAUAGGAUUCGGAAUCCUCAACGGCGCCGUAACUACAUUCAUGUCCGCUAUAAUUAAGGGGUUCAACUUCGACGCGCUCAGAACAUCUCUGUUACAGACACCGGGAGGCGCGGUCGAAGUCGUUGCUUGCAUUUCACUAGGUUUAUUCUCGCAACUCCCGAAUAUGGUGGGCGUAGCUAUCAUUCUUGGAUGCUUACCUGGUAUAGCCGGACUUGUGGGUAUCCUGACCAUUGAUAUUGAGCACCGGUAUGCGCUUGUCGCUAUGUGCUGGCUAGAAAACUUCCUCGGAUCACCCGUUGUCUUGAACUGGACAGUUCCCGGUCUCAAUGUGGCUGGACAUACUAAGAGAAGUACUGUGAUCGGGAUUUAUUUCGUCUGUUUUGUCGUCGGAAAUAUCAUCGGCCCUCACUUGUUCCUAUCGUGGGAGGCGCCUAGGUAUCCAACCGCAAUUAAGGGUCUCCUUGGAACUUAUUGUGCUGUUGUUCUUUUCCAGGGAAUAUACACACUAUGGUGUUGGGUUGAUAAUAGGGAACGCGACCGACUGGCCCGCCACAAUGAGGUAACAGAAGCAGAAUUGCUGGAGGGUUUCAAGGAUUUAACUGACAAGGAGAACAAACACUUCCGAUAUAAGCUUUAAAGGCAUUGAGGAGGAUAUUAUGAUUACCUAUAAGCUGAUAGAUAGUGAAUAUCUUCUCGAGCGUUUUUGUAAUAGGGGAGCUGUCGAUCAACGUAGGAUUACCUACCUGACAGCCUGGGUAGCUAAUACGAAUACGAAA